Histoplasma mississippiense is the source of this 1578-nucleotide messenger RNA. RefSeq lists its product with no specific name. The coding region runs from base 1 to 1578 and encodes 525 amino acids. Gene Ontology annotation, molecular function: pyridoxal phosphate binding; carboxy-lyase activity. The record is from RefSeq and is a predicted model, not a curated record. Lineage: Eukaryota; Fungi; Ascomycota; Eurotiomycetes; Onygenales; Ajellomycetaceae. Gene Ontology annotation, biological process: amino acid metabolic process. The transcript is spliced from 3 exons.
AUGGCAUUAAUCCAACACUUCAACACCAUCUCCUCCAAACCAGUCGUUCCCAGCAUAGAACCCGGGUACCUCCGUCCACUCGUUCCCACAUCCGCCCCCAACCAUCCAGAGCCAUGGAGCAAGAUCCAACCGGACAUCGAGUCCAAAAUCAUGCCAGGCCUAACCCAAUGGCAGUCCCCCAAGUUCAUGGCCUACUUCCCCGCAGGCGUGACAUACCCCUCCAUGCUCGGUGAGCUGUACUCGGCGGCCUUCACGGCGCCCGCGUUCAACUGGCUGUGCUCGCCCGCGUGCACGGAGCUGGAGAUCAUCGUCAUGGACUGGUUGGCGCAGGCGCUCGGGCUGCCAGAUUGCUUCCUCAGCGCUGCGGCGUCCCGGUCCGGCAGAAGUACCGGCGGAGGCACUAUCCAGGGAUCCGCAAGCGAGGCUGUUGCGACCGUUAUCGUUGCCGCGCGCGAAAGGCAUGUGAGGGCCAAGGCAAUGGCGGAGGGGUUGGUGGAGGACACGCCGGAGUGGGAGGAUCGGACAAUGGAAAUGCGGACCCGGCUUGUGGUGCUGGGCAGCGACCAGACGCACAGCUGCACGGCGAAAGGGGCGCGGAUUGCUGGGGUGCGGUACCGGGCUAUCCCGACGCGGUUGGAAGAGAAUCUGGCCAUGACGGGAGACGCGUUGCGCAGGAUGCUAGAGCAGUGUGAACGCGAUGGCCUGGAGCCGUUUUUCCUGACUGCGACGAUGGGCACAACUAAUUCAUGUGCUGUUGAUCGGUUUGCGGAGAUCAAGGUCGUGUUGAGGGAGAAGGAGGCGUGGAAGAAAAUAUGGGUCCAUAUCGAUGCGGCGUUUGCUGGCUCUGCGCUGGUGACGGAGGAAUGGCAGCAUGUUGCGAAGGAGUUCGCAGAAGGUGUGGAUAGCUUCAAUGUGAAUAUGGCCAAAUGGCUCCUAGUGAACUUCGACGCCAGUUGUCUCUUCAUCACCAACGCCCUCGACCUCACCAACGCUCUGGACAUAACCCCUGCCUACCUGCGGAAUCCCAGCAACCUCACGACCCCCGUAACCGACUUCCGCAACUGGGGGAUUCCUCUCGGCCGACGCUUCCGCGCGCUGAAGGUCUGGUUCGUCAUGCGCACCUACGGGCUCUCGGGUAUGAAAGCUCACAUCCGCAAGGGCAUAAACAACGGGGUUGUCUUCGCCGACCUCACCAGAACGCGAGACGACCUCUUCGAGAUCGUCACGGGCCCUGCGUUUGGCUUGACCACGUUGAGAGUACGAGGCUUGGACGAGACGUCCCGCACCACCUCUACCCCCCUGAGUAAUGGUGCCACUCCCGGGCAGAAUGAGAAGAAAGCAUCGCAGGACACCUCUUCAGGCGUUUCCACGCAGGCUCUUACGCACAAAGUCUGCGAGAAGAUCAAUGCCGGCGGCGAGUUGUUCCUGACGUCCUCGGUGCUUGGUGGGGUUGUGGUGAUUCGGGUGGUGAGCGGGAAUCCGCUGGCGGAGGCGAAAUAUGUCCGUCGGGCAUUCGAGAUUUUAGUCAACGUUACUGAGGAGGUGUUGGCAGAGGAGCGCAAGAAGAUGAUGAAUUAA